Molecule: messenger RNA, 1852 nt
Organism: Meloidogyne enterolobii
Lineage: Eukaryota; Metazoa; Nematoda; Chromadorea; Rhabditida; Meloidogynidae
Source: the annotation of a GenBank genome assembly
UUUCUUAUAAUGAGUAAGGGUUUUUACAACGGAAGGGUUUUUAAUGUCCAGAUCUCUAAUAAUGAAAAGACUAUAGAAUCCAGAGGAAAAUAGGAUUAUGGGAUCAGCUAGCUGGUUAAUUGAAGGGUUAGUCGGAGAGUUAGCGCAAAAGCAUCGUUUGCUCGUUCUUAAAUAGGACGAGCUCCCCAUUUAACUAAUUGGGGAUCAACUUAAUUAUAAAUUUUUUUAGUUUAAUAUAAUAAUUUCUCCAAAUAAAUGUCAAUUACCUUCAAAUAAUUCAAAAAAUAAUAAUUCAACAAUUCUUAUUUUAAAUAAAAUGGAUUUGAAAGAAAAUUUUGAAGCAGAAUUUAAUGCAAAAUUAUUUUGUAAAAAUAAUGAAUAUAUUUUUAAAAAACAACAGCCAUUUUAUAUUUGUGAUAGAUUGGGGAAAUGGAAUCAUUGGGAAAAUAUAGGAAUUCCUUUUGAAUUUCCUUCAUGUUCUUCUACGGAAAAUGUUUUACAAGAAAUUGAGGGGAAUUUAAAUUUUAAUGGUUUUUGCUCUGAUUAUAAUGAAUAUCAAGAUGAAAUUACUCGAAGUAUUUUAAAUAUUUCUAAACAGUUUGGAGGUUUUUGUGAAAAACAAAAUUGCGAUGGCCAAUUAUUUAUUAGAACUGCUUGUUCUUUUGAAAAUGAAGAAAAAUCUACUUUUUGGAUGGAAGGAAAUUUUAAUAAAAUUCAAAAAAGAUUAAUUAAACGGGAAGAAAAUAAAAAAAUAAUUAAAAUUAAAUUUUAUUUAAAUUUAAGAAAUUUAAAAUAUUCUGUUGGCCCUAUUAUUUUAAAUUAUUUAAAGUCUUUGUUUGGAAAUAAUUUUGAGGAAGAACAAACACGCUUAAGUUGUUCUGAUAAUUUUCCUCAACUUUAUAUUGAAAAUAAGUCGAAUACAAACAUUUCUGAUCCCAAAUCCCUUCCAAUUAUUCAAUGUUCUACUUGUGCUCCAGGAGAAACUUGGAAGGAUACUGAACAGAAAUAUACAACAAUUACUACUAAAAAUUUUGACUUUAUUUUGAAUAAAAAUGUCUCAUCAGGCAAGUGUGAAAAAUGCCCUCCAAAUACUUUUAAAACAACUGAAGGAAUUCAAAAUUGUAAUCCAUGUCCAAAUGGAAGAAUAACUGGGGGUGUAUCUGGCUGUAUAUAUUUAUCUGAUUGUUAUAAAAAUUGUUCUCCUGGCUAUAUUUAUAAUUGGGAAAAUGAUAAAUGUAUUCCUUGUCCUCGUGGGCAGUUUAUGCCUUAUAGUGGAAGAUUAAAAUGUUUGGCAUGCCCAAUAGAUAGAACUACUGUUGGGGAGGGCUCAACAAAUAAAGAAGAAUGCUCAAUUAAAUGUAAAGAUGGAGAAGAAAUGGACCAAAACGAGCAAUGCCACCCAUGUAUGAAAGGAACAUUUAGGGAAGGAUUAAUGAGUGUAUGUCAACGAUGUCGAAUUGGUUUUACAACAAAAAAAGAAGGUUCUCUAAAUUCAAAAGAGUGUAACCAAAUUAAUUGUCCCCCUGGCUAUUUUACAAAUAAUAAAUUAAUUAAUGAAGAAAUUAAUUUAAAUUUUGAAUUUUUACAAAUUUGUUUGCCUUGCCCUAUUGGUUAUUAUGAGAAUGAAUAUGGCUCUAAUAAAUGUAAAAAAUGUCCAGAGGGGUAUAUAACUAAACAAUUAGGUGCUAAAAAUAUUUUUGAAUGUGAUCAAGUAUGGGAUGGAAGUUGUAAACCUGACCAGCCAGAACCUUGUCCUAAUGGAAGUGAAUGUAUACAAAUUAGAGGGGAAAUAUUUGAAUGUAGAAAAAUAUUUGUUGAAUUUUUAAAUAAUGAACAAGUAAAUUGGAUUUAA